Messenger RNA from Nasonia vitripennis (jewel wasp), 3098 nucleotides. RefSeq names its product puromycin-sensitive aminopeptidase. Bases 226 to 2868 code for a protein of 880 amino acids. Gene Ontology annotation, biological process: peptide catabolic process; proteolysis. Gene Ontology annotation, cellular component: cytoplasm. The transcript is spliced from 6 exons. NCBI's taxonomy places the organism in Eukaryota, Metazoa, Arthropoda, Insecta, Hymenoptera, Pteromalidae. Gene Ontology annotation, molecular function: metalloaminopeptidase activity; peptide binding; zinc ion binding. The record is from RefSeq and is a predicted model, not a curated record.
AGUGAUUCCGUCUCCAUCGAGCAGCGAUGAGCUUGUCAAGCCUGUACUGAAUUACCUUUACCUCGGAAAGCUGGAUUUUUCGCGAUCUAGGAGGUGGCCCCUGGCGAUGAGUUAAAACUCAAUCUGACCGAAAUUGAACAUCGGAUGGUCGUCGGCAGAGUUGCGGCCGUUCUCUACCAUUUGCGUUUGCAACUGCAAGUACUAAAACUCAAGUAAAAUGUACCGAUGCAGCAGCCGUCUUCACUUGUUCGCAGAAAUGUAGGAAUGGCACAAUUUCAUCGAUUGCCUAAAGCUGUCCAACCCGUCAACUAUGACAUUUCUAUAGUGCCGAAUUUAGAAACUUUUGUUUACACUGGUAAAGAAAAGAUUACAGUAAAUGUGUUUAAAUCAACUAAGAGUAUUAAAUUGAAUUCUAUUGAUUUACUAAUAAGAAAUGUUACAUUCAACAGUGGAAAUAAAUACGAAAUUUUAUCAUCUGAUAAUAUUGUAUACAAUAAUUCAGAUGAAACGGUAACUAUUAAUUUUGAAAAAGAUUUACCUGUAGGAAAUGGUGGGAUUCUUGAAUUUGAUUUUGAUGGAAUAAUAAAUGAAAAGUUGAAUGGAUUUUAUCGCAGCAAAUAUGUCAGUAAUGGAGUUACAAAAUUUGCGGCAGUUACUCAAUUUGCCCCUACAGAUGCAAGACGAUGCUUUCCGUGUUGGGAUGAACCAGCAAUUAAAGCUACAUUUGAUAUUACUCUAACUGUUUCUAAGGGCUUACAAGCUAUUUCUAAUAUGGCAAUAAAAUCCAUCAAAGAUGAUUUGAACAUGAUCACUAUUACUUUCGAAAGAACACCUAUUAUGUCAACAUAUUUAGUUGCAUUUAUGGUUUGCAAUUAUAGUUUUUUGAAGAAACAAUUAAAUGAUAAAAUUAUACGCCUUUAUGCCCCUAAAGAUAGAAUCAAAGAUGGUGAAUUUAGUUUAGAUGUUGCAUCAAAAGCAUUAUCAUUUUACGAAUCUUACUUCAACGUUUCAUAUCCACUUUCAAAAUUAGAUAUGAUUACAGUGGCAGAUGUCAGUUUUGGAGCGAUGGAAAAUUGGGGACUGAUCACAUACAGAGAAGCUGUUCUUCUUGUUGAUUCUGAAAAUAGUUCAAUAGUCAAUAAACAAAAGGUUGCUUUAACAGUUGCUCACGAAUUAGCUCAUCAAUGGUUUGGAAACCUUGUAACUAUGGAGUGGUGGACUGAUUUAUGGCUGAAUGAAGGAUAUGCUUCAUUUAUGCAGUACUUAAGCAUUGAUCAUCUCUAUCCAGAAUACAACAUUUGGAUACAAUUUCUAAUGUCAACUUUUAUAAAAGCUUUGGAACUAGAUGCUCUUGCAAAUACUCAUCCUAUUGAAGUGCCUGUUGAAAACCCUUCAGAAAUAACAGAAAUUUUUGAUCAAAUUUCAUACAGUAAAGGAGCAAGUAUAAUACGAAUGAUUCAUAAUUAUAUUGGAGCUGAUGAUUUCCAAAAAGGAAUGACUUUGUAUCUUAAUAGGCAUGCAUACUCAAAUGUUCAAACAGAAGAUUUAUGGAAUGAUUUAGAGGAAACCAGUAGUAAACCAAUCAACAAAAUUAUGUCAACAUGGACAAAGCUGCCAGGUUUUCCACUUGUCUCAGUAACUGAAAACGAUACAAAUGAUGAUUCCAAGAAUCGAAUUUUCAUUUUUUCUCAAGAAAGGUUUUACAUCAAUGGUUCUGUAGAUAAUACUAAUACUAUUUGGAUGAUUCCAAUUACUUUGAGUACUGCCCCAAAUCCUGAGAAAGUAUUUAAAGUAAUAAUUUUAGAUAAAAAAUCCAAAGUUAUAGAAAUAGAAAAUGUUCCCAAAAAUGCAUGGAUCAAAGUUAAUGUUGGCACUGUUGGAUUUUUUAGAACAUUAUAUAGUCGUGAGUUAUUAAAAAAGUUGUUGAUUGCAAUUCGGGAACAAAGUUUACCUGCAUCUGAUCGACUUGGAUUGUUAGAUGAUUUAUUUGUUAUUGUGCAAAGCGGCAGAAAAUCCACUGCAGAAUAUUUGAAACUUCUCAAAGAAUUCGAAAAUGAAAGAGAAUAUAUAGUUUGGUCUAGUAUUUUAAACAAUUUAAGAAAAAUCAAUAAUAUUUUAUCGAACGAAUCGAAUAUUAAUAGUAAGUUUAAGAAAUUUGGAAGAAUCUUCUUAUCACAAAUUCAUUCAAAGCUGGGCUGGACACCAAAACCAACUGAAAAUCAUCUCCAAACAUUGCUAAGAUUAUUAGUUUUAUCUCAGUUGGUAGAGUUCGAAGAUGCAUCUGUUAUAAGUGAGGCACAGCGCCGUUUUCAAAUGCAUGUAGAAAAAGAAAGCAUUUUACCGGCUGAUUUUCGUAGUUUAGUGUACGGAGCAGUAUUAUCAGUUGGAAAUUCUGAAACUUAUGAAAAGAUGUUAUCUCUUUAUAGGGAAACAAGCAUGCAUGAAGAAAAAAAUAGGAUUCUGAGUGCACUUGGUUCAAUAAAAGAUGUAAAUAUUUUACAAAAAAUACUUGAAUUUUCUAUGAGUGAAGAAGUGAGAGCACAAGAUGCUCUUCAAGCAAUCGCAUCAGUGACAAAAAGUCAUCAGGGCAAGCAACUUGCUUGGCAAUAUUUUAAAAACAACUGCCAAACUUUUAUUAAACGUUAUCAAAGUGGUACAUUACUAACAAGGAUAGUAGAAACCAUUACAGAGAGUUUUGUGACAGAAGAAGUUAUAGAAGACAUUCAAGGAUUCUUUAAAAAUAAUCCCGUUUCGGGAACUGAAAGAACAGUACGUCAAAGUAUUGAAAUAAUAAGAUUUAAUGUAGCUUGGUUGAAUAGAGAUAAGGAAGCUAUCAAGGAAUUUUUAAACCUUAACAAAGAUGAUUAGAAGUUAGAUUUAUUAUUAAAAUGAUGUAAUAUUUUUAUAUAUAUACAAAAUAUAUUUUAUACAAAAGGUUAUUUUUAUCAUAAAUUUAUUAUCUGAGAAAUCCAACAAUUUCUCGGUUUGCCCCAAGCUUAUCUUCACUUUUCAAGGCUGAGAGGAUUCCGUUAUUAAGAUCUAUGCCUACACUUGUUCCCAUCUAUAAGAUUAUAAUAAAAUGUUACAAAUAAAUGUAA